AGAAUUAUGAUCAAUGUUUUUAUACUGCAGCAACCAUUCAGAGAGACAAUUGUUAUAAUUUGGAUUUGUUAUAUUACGGAAGUAAAAAAAAGUUGUAAAAGUAAAGCGGCUGCAUAAAAGAAAACACGAAGAGUUCGUGCAUGGGCUUUAUCAUGCAUAAUCUCUAAUUCUUGAUUUUCUUUUUUUAUAAUAAAGAUAAAGACUUUCAAAACCAAUACGAACUCUCCCUCCAAGAAAUAAACACACAAAGAGUUCGAUACGAACUAAGUCUUUCCAGAACGAUAACGAACUCUACUCAAAGUGUCUCCGCCAUGCAACCACCGCGGCAGAACGUCUCGAAGGACGGCGAGCUAACCAUUUAUGGAGGCGUUACACGAUCGAUGACCAGACGUCAUCGGAACUCAUUGCCGGUUCCUGACGAUCUCGCUAUGGAGAUAUUCACGAGGCUGCCGUCGAAGGCGAUGGCGAGAUGCCGUUGCGCAUGCAAGCUCUGGUCCUCCGUGCUUCGCAGUCAAGAUUUCACAGAGCUUUUCUUGACCAAAUCUUGCGCUCGCCCCCAGCUCCUUUUCGUCAGGGAAGAUUACAGCGUCAGAGAGAUUGUCUUCAUCACGUCACCUCAGCCUGAAAAUCCGGAAGAGAACUCGUACGUUGUAGCAACCAAUCAUCUUGCGCGUUUCCCACGUUCCAACGGAUUCUAUGGUUGUACUUGUACCAGUGGCUUCUUCUGUUAUGGAGAUAACCGGAACCUUAAGGGGCUGCAAAGACCAGUGCGUGUUCCGGUGAUAUCGAACCCCAGCACGGGACAGUCCUUGACCUUACCAAGGUGGAACUCGAAAAAGAAGUAUGGAGUGGAAGGCUAUCUUGGAUAUGAUCCCAUUGCGAAAGAGUUCAAGGUGUUGUCGAUGAAUAAGUCGCGUGUUAGUGAAGGUUGGAUCUCAGUGGAGCACCAAGUUCUGACAUUAGGAACCAAGAAACUGUCAUGGAGGUUGGUCGAGUGUUGCAUCCCACAUCGUUCUUCAAGUAAGUGGAUAUGCAUCAGUGGCGUUCUUUACUACGCAGCUAGUGCAGCUGGAUCUUCCGAGAAUUCUAUGGUCGUUUGUUUUGACUUGAGGUCUGAGGAGUUCAGCUCUGUCAAGUUCGGUAAAGCAAUGCCUGAUUCAACAACUCUGGUAAACUACGAUGGGAAACUAGGUUUGCUUAUGUCUGGAGAUUCUCAUGAUGUUAGUGGAGCAAGAACAAGUUUUGAGCUGUGGGUUGUACGAGACGCUGUAAAGCACGAGUGGUUCAAUCACAUAUACGUAUUGCCACCUUCCUGGGAGGAUGUGGUUGCGGCGGAGACAAUGUGCAUUGCUGGAAUGGUUGGUGUAAAUGAAAUCGUCUUGGCCCCCUGGUUCCAAAGACUGCCUUACUAUGUCAUCUACUUCAACGUGGAGAGAAAGACCAUCACAAAAGUUGGAAUCCAAGGACUAGAAGCGUUUCAUGGUGGGAGUUUCCACACCUAUCUUAACUACGUUGAGAAUGUGAAGCUUCUUUAAGCAUUUUAUAAGUGAGAGACAAGUGUAGUUUUCAUUUUGUGUGUUUCGUUUUCUUCUAGCCUCUUAGUUUGAAAAGGUCCACCUGUUGUGGAUGAUAUAGGUAAUCUUCUUGUUACAGACUCUUUACAAAUGUAUACACUAAUCCAAAACAGAGAGUUUAGAAUAUGAUCUUUGAAUGUAA
Messenger RNA from Brassica napus (rape), 1716 nucleotides. RefSeq names its product putative F-box protein At2g19630. Gene Ontology annotation, molecular function: protein binding. The transcript has a single exon. NCBI's taxonomy places the organism in Eukaryota, Viridiplantae, Streptophyta, Magnoliopsida, Brassicales, Brassicaceae. The coding region runs from base 312 to 1535 and encodes 407 amino acids. The record is from RefSeq and is a predicted model, not a curated record.